This is a messenger RNA of Biomphalaria glabrata, 2551 nucleotides long. RefSeq lists its product as uncharacterized. The transcript has 5 exons. The record is from RefSeq and is a predicted model, not a curated record. Lineage: Eukaryota; Metazoa; Mollusca; Gastropoda; Planorbidae. The coding region runs from base 16 to 1167 and encodes 383 amino acids.
CAAUCUAUACAACAAAUGAAUAAAAACUCACAAGAGCAAUUGCAAUCAAUAUUAGAGAUGGAUGACAUGAAACAAAGCUUAAGUGAUGAACUUACUAAUGUUGUGAAAACUGAGAUAAUAGAUUCAGAGACAACAGAAAACAGUUUCAUUGGACAAAAUUAUGAACUUCAUUCAUCAGAAAAAACACAGAAUUCUGAAGGUUCUUUUCACUCAAGAUCAACCAUGGAUGAGAUGAAACAAAACUUACCUAACGAUCUUAGAAAUGUUAUAAAAGUUGAGAAAAUGGAAUCCUCAUCAGAUUCAGAGAUGCAAGAAAGUAGCUACACUGAUACAAGUUCUGAAUUAUUUUCAGGAGAAGAGACACAAAACAAAAUGGAGGUUCUGAAGCAAGAAAUGAAUUUAAACCAAGAUAUGUUUGCUGGAAACACUUUUAACAAAGAUGUGCAUGCUGGGAACUUUGAAGAUAAUGAACCAAUUCAUUCCAAUGAAAAUAUAAUUCACCAGCUGGUUUAUGUAGAGACACAACCAGACAAAUAUGAAGUAUAUACCAAAACAUUUGCCACUACAUCAAUGGUAAAAAAUGAUGAGACGAGUCAUUGUGGUAAAAAGCCAUUUCAAUGUCAAAUGUGUCGAAAAAAAUUCACUGAGCUGUCUAGCUUAAAAGCUCAUGAGGAAAUUCAUUAUGGAAAACGAAAAGAAACUACAACACAACGUAAGCGACGUUUAGAGAAACAAAAAAGAAAGCGUCAAGAAAAACUUGCCAUGGAAACAGAAGAGCAGAAACAAUUACGACUAGAGAAAAGAAAAGAAAAACGUCUACAAAAACUGGCCAAGGAAACAGAAGAGGAGAAAUAUUUAAGAUUAGAGAAAGAAAAACUAAAGCGUCAAGAAAAACGUGCCAUGAAAAGAGAAGAGGAACAACGUUUACAAUUAGAGACAAAAAAAAAGAAACCGUCCAGAAAAAAUUCCCUUGGAACUAGAAGAGAAGAAAUGAUUACACUUAGGGAAAGAAAAACAAAAGCAACCAGUAAGACUAGCAAUGCCAACAGAAGAGAAGAGACAUUUAGGAGUAAAGAAAAGAAACAAAAGCAACUUGACAUAAAAACAGAAGAGGUGAAGCCUUUACGAUUAGAUAGAAGUGAAGAACGCUUAAAAAAUGAGACUUGAGAGCAAUAUGAAAGACAAUUGAGUGCUUAUCAUAAGUGUUACAUAAAAGUCACUCACAUAAGAAACACCACUUCAACGCAAAGAGACAGCACUCAGCAUUUUUUGGCAUCUAAAAGAUUAAAAGUGAUGAAAAAUAAAAUGUUUAUUAAAGAAGAAAUCGAUUAAAAAAAAAUUAUUUAAAAUUUGUUUAAAUAACUUUUCUAUUUUUAAAAUUUCACUUUUGUUAUUUUCCAUCAUAAUUUAACCACAAAUGUACAGUUGCGCUGUGAAGUAUUUAAAUGUUUACACUGUUCUCUAAUGUUCCUGAACUCUGAAAUCAGUUUUCUGUGAGCUGAAACAAAUGUCUAUAAUUAUGCUAUUUGUUUACAUCUCAGUACUUUUUAUCCAAUGCUAGCGAGUGCUAGUACCACAAACAAUUCUUGAUUGCAUUGUGAAGUUGGUUCUGCAAACGAUCAGCCAUCUUUUCAACAAGUCUAACUACACAGAAAUAUUUUUGUUUUAUUGUUCAAGAGACACGUAAUAUUGAGCCCUGAUCAUCACAAGCAUUCAUAAAUAAAUUCACCUUAUGAGAUGGGCGAGUGUCUAGUUCUAGUCCUAACUUCUGUUGCAGCUUCUUGUAAUGAUGUGAUGGUUUGGUGAAGACAGUGUUGUCAGACAGUUAACUCUUGGCCUUUUUAUUUGUCUCUCUUCAUUUGUAAACAUUGCAUCCGAAAUCAGGAUGUUUCUUUUUUAAGAUGGUUGUUUUAAAUUGGCAAAGCAACAAAGUUAAUAUUAUUUUUAUAACAGUGACAAAAUUUGAUCAACGACUAAAACAAUUAUGUUUAAUAUAAGGCACAAUUAAAUAAAUCAGUUGUGCGCAGCAGUCACUUCACCCCUUGGUCUAUGAAAAUAAUAAGUAUGAACCAGGUAGUGAUGUAAAAAAAAAAAGUUAAGUUCCCUUUUCAGACCUUGUGAUCUAUAGGGUGGAUGAUGUAAAGGUCAUCUGAUUCUGUGGCCCACGGUUAACGAGGGUGUCAUGUGACCAGCACAAUGACCAACUGUCUUUACUUUUCCCCGACUAAUGUCCGGUACCCAUUAAAGCUGGGUGGACAAAAAGGUGGCAAAAAAAAAUUUAUUCUGAAAUUUAAAACCCAGUACCGGUAUUCACCAGUAUUCGAAUCUGGGAUCCCUGGUUCAAAAGCUAAGCGCUAUGCCGCUCAGCCAACUCGCCUCUCUGGUAGUAAUGUGGUGAAUGGGAUUUAUUCUAUCUGAUUCUUUGUUUAGUGUUGAACUUAUUCCCUGUGAAAGUCAUCAUCAGAUGUACCUGUGUUUUUGUGCCAUGUUCCCGAUAUUUGGGAUUUGUACUGUGUUCAUUGAUUCAGUGUAUUAAAGCCAUACAACAACA